UUUCAAUCCCAUCUAUCAUCAAUCAUGACACCUAACAUCAAUACACUCCCUGCUGAGAUCAUUUUGCUGAUUCUAGAGAACCUUCCAACCUUAACUAGUCUGCUUGCGGCAGUUCUAAGCUGUCGCCAUGUCUACGAAUCGGUCAAACCUCACAUCUUUCAAGUUCUACACGCAAUAAUAAUUUCAAGCAUAGAUUCGUUGCACUGCUCCAGCAGCGUUCUCUAUUCAUUACUUAAGGAUAUCCACCCCAAAUUACAUUCUGUCCGGCGACUCCAAGAUCAAUCAAGAUUUCUAAUACGACCUUGGUUGACCUACGCGGCGUGGUACAUGAAUCUGACCGUGAUUUUCUUAUGCUAGAGCUGCCACUUCAACAUUGUGAAAUGCAAUGCACGUCCAUUGCCCUGGAUGUCAUCGAAUAUAUCAAGCAGCCCAACAAAAAUAUUGCAGUCCUGGCCUGGGAUGAAUGGCCAUACGUGAUAUCCCGUUACAAGUUAACGUUCAGAGUGGCUUUAGGAAAAGCAAGACUUCAGAAAUAUUCUGUCCAUAGCACCGUGUUUCAGUUUUAUCAGCGUAUGGUCGAGGAAGCUAUAAUUGAUCUAGAGGAAGAUGUGCAAAGUCCUACUGUUGCAGAUCAUUACCUUCAGGUAAAACAAAACGCUGUUGCGCAGGAAAGAAAAUCCAUACAACUAUGCCUUAGCCUCUGCAAUCGUGCUUUGGAGUUUACCAAGUCUGGGGAUUUUCAAGCUGAAGAGGGUCGAUCAGUCAUAUAUUCUAUCAAGGAUUUUCUUCCUGAAGAACUGAGCUAUAAUGUAUGGCUGCAUGAGCGGUCCAAAAACUCUCAUUUAGUUUAACAAACAAGACUUGAGAUUACUAACUUCAUUGUUUCUCCUUCAAACAAGAUUAGAUGGACCCAGCCCACAUCACAUACGUACAGUAGAGUGGUUUGCACAAUCAGCU
Aspergillus alliaceus is the source of this 957-nucleotide messenger RNA. RefSeq lists its product as uncharacterized. The transcript is spliced from 2 exons. Bases 351 to 851 code for a protein of 166 amino acids. The record is from RefSeq and is a predicted model, not a curated record. Lineage: Eukaryota; Fungi; Ascomycota; Eurotiomycetes; Eurotiales; Aspergillaceae.